AUGGCUAAUUUCACAACAAGCGGAUUUCUCCUCAUAGGAUUUUCUACCAAGCCUGAGCUAAAAAUCGUCUAUGCUUCUUUGUUCCUCAUUUUGUACUUGUUGGCUUUAACUGGCAACAUGCUCAUCAUCACCACAACUUCCCUGGAUGACAGUCUCCAGUCCCCCAUGUAUUUCUUCCUGAAGCAUCUCUCCUUGCUGGAUCUCUGCUAUGUUUCUGUGACAGUACCGAGAUUCGUUUACAACUCUUUCAUGCAUAGUGAAACUAUUUCCCUCUUGGAAUGCAUCAUGCAGGUCUUUGCUUUCACUCUCUGUUGUUCUGCUGAGAUGUUCAUGCUCACGCUGAUGUCCUAUGACCGCUAUGUUGCCAUCUGCCUGCCCCUGCACUAUGACAUCAUCAUGGACAUCAGAACCUGUGUCCAUGGAGUCGCUUGCAUCUGGGUUAGUGGGGUCAUCUCUGGAGUCAUGCAUUCAGCAGCUACUUUCUCCAUCCACUUUUGUGGCCCCCGCAUCAUUCACCAGUUCUUCUGUGAUAUCCCCCAGAUUCUGAAACUGUCCUGCUCCAAUGACUAUAUCUAUGAGCUCAGUGUCUCUAUUUUCCUGGGUUUGGUGACAUUUCUUUGUUUUACCUUUAUUGGAUUCUCCUACAUGCACAUAUUUUCUUCUGUACUGCGAAUGCCAUCUGCAGAGGGCAGAGCUAAGGCCUUUUCCACUUGCCUCCCCCACCUCGCUGUUGUCUUAUUAUUUCUUUCUACAGCUGCAUUUGAGUACUUUAAAUCUCAUUCAGACUCCCCAACCGUGUCAGACAUUUUACUCACUAUUAUGUAUACAAUAGUUCCACCAACAUUCAAUCCAAUGAUCUACAGCCUGAGAAAUAAAGCCGUUAAGUCAGCUGUACAAAAGAUUUUUAAGAUAAAUAAAGCUUCUCUGUGUGGAUGA
This is a messenger RNA of Sorex fumeus (smoky shrew), 936 nucleotides long. Its product is annotated as olfactory receptor 14J1-like. Gene Ontology annotation, biological process: G protein-coupled receptor signaling pathway. The coding region runs from base 1 to 936 and encodes 311 amino acids. The transcript has a single exon. The record is from RefSeq and is a predicted model, not a curated record. Lineage: Eukaryota; Metazoa; Chordata; Mammalia; Eulipotyphla; Soricidae. Gene Ontology annotation, cellular component: membrane. Gene Ontology annotation, molecular function: G protein-coupled receptor activity; olfactory receptor activity.